AUGAUUAAAUUCAGACAAAUCUUUUUGAUUAUUCUUGCAAUUGUAAUUCCCGUUGUUCGAGGCCAAAUGGAAGACAUCAGUUUUGGAGAGAAGCACAUCUACGUUAACACCUUCCAGUAAUAUAUCGAAAAGGUACUUCUCUCUAACUAAGAAGAUUAUCUUUGGAUCGAUCGGAGGAAUCAUGCAAUACUUGAUUUGCUGUUCCAUUGUGGAGUACUACAACCCAAUGCCAAAGAAUAAACUACGUCUUUAGAAUAUUUUUAGGGAAAUCAGAUAUGGAAUAGUAUAACUCAUAUUCGGAUGUUUUGUAUCUAUGGUAUAUAUUGUAUUAACAAUUAUAAGUCCUUUUAUUAUUAUUUAUAUCCCUACACUCCAUACUACAAAUAUUUUGAAACCCAUGAUUAUACAGUCUUUCACUUCCUUUAUGGAAUAACAUUUCAUUGGCUAUGGACUACAUGUAUAAUUGCUUCCUUUAUUUAUUUCUUAUUUAGGUGUGGGAUAUUGGACUCAUAGAAUGCUCCACUUGAAAUAUUUUUAUAGGUACAUCCACAGUGUCCAUCACUCCUUUAAGGAACCUACUGCUUUCUGCUAUUGUGCUGCCCAUCCCUUGGAAGGAUUCAUCGAGGGAAAUCUCCUUCUCCACACGGCUGAAUUGAUAUUGCCUAUUCAUCCUAUGUAAACCAUGAUUUAUGGAGGAAUGAUGGCAUUCAAUGACCUAUUCGCCCAUGACGGAGGGUAUUAGAUUAGUUUAUAUAGUAGAAAAUACGAUCACUCUGAUCACUACAGACACCAUCUCUAUUAUGUAGUAAACUAUGGCGAUGCCAAGAUUGAUCGAUUCUUCGGAACUGCUUAUGAUCCAGUAUUUAUUAUAUAUAUAUUCUAGAAAAACUAUCCAGUCAAGGAGAAAUGCACUUACUUACCUGAUUUUAAGGAUAAAGACCAUCCAUUAUUUUAGAGAUACAAAUGA
This is a messenger RNA of Paramecium octaurelia, 967 nucleotides long. Lineage: Eukaryota; Ciliophora; Oligohymenophorea; Peniculida; Parameciidae. The record is from the annotation of a GenBank genome assembly.